AUGCAUGAUGACUGGGUCCUGUCCACUGAGAGGACAGACACAGAUAGAGAGUUGUCAGGAGUCCUCCAGGGGACUGACGAGAGCAGCACAGAAGAACAGGCUCCAGAACUAGGACCGAAUGAUGGACCUGGGAACCAGGGUAGAACCAGGGAGGUAAAACCCAGAACCCGUAGCAGGCCCUUCUCCCUGAGAGACUGCCUUCUCAAGUACCUCCUGUUCUUCAGCAACCUCCUCUUCACGGUGCUAGGCCUGGUGGUCCUGGCUCUGGGACUGUGGGGCCUCAUCAACAAGGAAUCCUUCGCUCAGGAGAAAAUAGGACAGAUCACCACCGACCCCAUGCUGGUUUUUGUGGUGCUGGGCUUGGUGCUGUCUAUCCUCUGCCUGUCAGGCUGUGUGGGGGCUCUGAGAGAGAACUGCUGCCUGCUCCAGGUCUUCUCAGCCACCGUGCUGGUCCUGGUAGCAGCCCAGGUCCUAGCGGCCAUUGUGGCCUACAGCUUCCAGGGACAGAUAGAGGGAUACCUGAGGUCAGGUAUGCUGGCUGCCAUGGUACAUUACCAGGAUGACCUGGACCUGAGGUUCAUCACAGAUGAAAUCCAGAUAGGACUGCAGUGCUGCGGGGCCGACAACUACAGAGACUGGGAGGUCAACAUGUACUAUAACUGCUCUGCCCCAGGGGUGCUGUCCUGUGGGGUCCCUGCUACCUGCUGUGUGGACCCCCUGGAGAACGGCACGGUGUGGAACUCCCAGUGUGGAGUAGGAUCCCAGCAGCUGGAUGAGUUCUCUGCUCAGAGCGUCAUCUUCCUGGGGGGCUGUCUGGGGGGCAUGUCCCGCUGGAUAGAGCAGCACACAGGCCUGAUAGGAGCCGUGGGUAUCGUCCUACUGGGGGUUCAGAUCAUCACUCUGUUCAUCACCACACGACUGAUGGAUAACAUCCAGUGCAGUAAAGCUACAAGUUAA
Oncorhynchus kisutch (coho salmon) is the source of this 957-nucleotide messenger RNA. RefSeq names its product tetraspanin-10-like. NCBI's taxonomy places the organism in Eukaryota, Metazoa, Chordata, Actinopteri, Salmoniformes, Salmonidae. The record is from RefSeq and is a predicted model, not a curated record. Bases 1 to 957 code for a protein of 318 amino acids. The transcript is spliced from 3 exons. Gene Ontology annotation, cellular component: plasma membrane.